UAUAUUUAUUUUUUAAAUUUUCUAAAGAUGAAGCAUAAUUAACAACUCCCAAAUGCCCAUUUAAGAAAGCACUGGACACGAUUUGUCAAGACCUUCUAUAAUCAACCAGCCGCAAAGAGAAGAAGACAAUAAAGAAGAUAAGCCAAUGCAUUAAGGGCAUCUCCAAGACCAGUGGAGUUACUUAGACCAGUCGUAAGAGGCCAAACUAUUAAAUACAAUGGAGUUUAGAAAUUGGGAAGAGGAUUCUCACUUAUUGAAUUGAAAGAAGCAGGACUUAAUGCAUAAUUCGCCAGAACAGUUGGUAUUGCCGUCGAUCACAGAAGAAGAAACAACAGUUAAGAAGAAUUGGCAGCUAAUGUUAAAAGAAUUAAGGCAUAUUUGUCAAAAUUAGUCUUAUUCCCCAGAGUUGCUGGUAAACCAAAGAAUGGAGUUGUCAAAGACUCAGCUAAUGAGGUUGUAGCUCAACCAGUCACAUAGAAUACUAAUCCAGAAGUCAUCACUUUCUAAAGAACACCAAAGAGAGAAAAGGCUACUGUUAUUUCAAAGGAAUUAAGAGCUAAAAACGUUUACAGAAGAUUAAGACAAGAAUGGUACAAUGCUAAAUUUGUGGGAGUUAAAGAGAAAAGAAAGUAAGCCAAAGAAACCAAGAAAUGAGUCAAUAUAAUAUAGUGUACAUUUACAAUAAAAAUAUUUAAUAUAAUUAAUGCAUA
This is a messenger RNA of Paramecium tetraurelia, 710 nucleotides long. RefSeq lists its product as uncharacterized. The transcript is spliced from 3 exons. Gene Ontology annotation, biological process: translation. Gene Ontology annotation, cellular component: cytosolic large ribosomal subunit; ribosome. The record is from RefSeq and is a predicted model, not a curated record. Gene Ontology annotation, molecular function: structural constituent of ribosome; RNA binding. Lineage: Eukaryota; Ciliophora; Oligohymenophorea; Peniculida; Parameciidae.